Molecule: messenger RNA, 1635 nt
Organism: Lodderomyces pseudojiufengensis
Lineage: Eukaryota; Fungi; Ascomycota; Pichiomycetes; Serinales; Debaryomycetaceae
Gene: PDI1
Product: protein disulfide isomerase
Exons: 1
Coding region: 1-1635 (544 amino acids)
Biological process (GO): protein folding; response to endoplasmic reticulum stress
Cellular component (GO): endoplasmic reticulum
Molecular function (GO): protein disulfide isomerase activity
Source: RefSeq, a predicted model, not a curated record
AUGCAAUUUUGGAAAUAUUCAACAAAUGCAUUAGCUACUUUAUUAGCUAUUAUAUCAAUAACAAAUGCAAGUGGACCCAGUGAAGGUGAAGCCAUUGCUGAUCCAAAUUCAGCAGUUGUAAAAUUAACUACAGAAAAUUUUACUAAUUUUUUAGAAGAAAAUCCAUUAGUUUUAACUGAAUUUUUUGCACCAUGGUGUGGAUAUUGUAAAAUGUUAGGUCCAGAAUUUUCUCAAGCUGCUAAUUUAUUAAAUGAAAGUUAUCCAAAUAUAAAAUUAGCUCAAAUUGAUUGUACUGAAGAUGAAAGUUUAUGUAUGGAAAAUGAAAUAAAAGGUUAUCCUACUUUAAAAGUUAUUAGAAAUGGUGAUUCAAAACAAGCAGAAGAUUAUCAAGGUCCAAGAGAAUCUAAAGGAAUUGCUGAUUAUAUGAUUAAACAAUCUUUACCAUCUGUACAAGUUCCUGAAUCUUGGGAAUCAUUAGAAAAAUUAAUUGGUGAACAAACAAAACCAUUUAUUUUAAAAGUUGAUGGUAUAGUUGAUGAUAUUUUUGAAAAAAUUGCAACUACAAAAAGAAAUGAUUAUUCAUUUAUUGAAGUUAGUAAAGAUUAUCUUAAGAAGUUAGCAAAAAAAUUAAAUAUUGAUUUAAAAAAUGAUUCUUAUUUAAUUGUUCAUCCAGCUAAUGAAAUUUUUGAAACUAUAAAAUAUACUGGAGAAAAAACUUUAGAAAAAUUAACUGAUUUUAUUAAUAUUGAAAGUUUACCAUAUUUUGGAGAAAUUGAUAGAGAUUCAUAUAUGAAAUAUAUGACAUCACCAUUACCAAUUGCUUAUUAUUUUUAUAAAACUCCUGAACAAAGAGAAAGCAUCGCUAAAGAUUUAAGUAAUUUAGGUAAAAAAUAUAGAGGAAAAUUAAAUUUUGUUGGAUUAGAUGCUAAUUUAUAUGGUAGACAUGCAGAAGCUCUUUCUAUGGAUGCUGAUAUUGUACCAUUUUUUGCUAUACAAAAUUUAAAUGAAAAUAAAAAAUUUGGUAUAAAUCAAAAAGAAAAUCCAGAAGGUCCAUCAAUUAAAAUCAUAGCUGAUUUUAUUGAAGAUUAUUUUGGUGGUAAAUUACAACCAAUUAUAAAAUCUGAAGAAUUACCAACUGAAGAAGAAAUUAAAACAAAUCCAGUUGUUAAAUUAGUUGCUCAUAAUUAUAAAGAUAUAUUAGAUCAAAAAGAUAAAGAUAUUUUUGUUAAAUAUUAUGCUCCAUGGUGUGGACAUUGUAAAAAAUUAGCUCCAACUUGGACAGAAUUAGCCGAGAUAUAUGAAUCAAAUAAAAAUAAUAGUGAAGUAUUAAUUGCUGAUAUUGAUCAUACAUUAAAUGAUGUUGAUGUACCAUUUGAAAUUGAAGGUUAUCCUACUUUGUUGUUGUUUCCAGCAAAUGGAGAAAUUGAUGAAAAAACAGGUAUAAGAAAACCAAAAGUUUUUCAAGGUCAAAGAGAAUUAAAUUCAUUAAUUGAAUUUAUAAAAGAUGAAGGUUCUUUAAAAAUUAAUGGUAAUGAAUUGUUAGAAAAAUUAAAAACUGAAAAAGAUGAAAUAAAAGAUAAAGUUGAUGAUAUUGUUGAAGAAGGUGAAGAAGAUGUUGAACAUGAUGAAUUAUAA